Molecule: messenger RNA, 4101 nt
Organism: Manis javanica (Malayan pangolin)
Lineage: Eukaryota; Metazoa; Chordata; Mammalia; Pholidota; Manidae
Source: RefSeq, a predicted model, not a curated record
AUGAGAUUCCAGUUUCCUAAACUCAUUGAGAUCAUAAACAAAAAGACAACUGUUUUCAGCAAGGCUUCUAAAAAAUUCCAUGGAAAUCUAUAUCGAGUUGAAGGAAUAAGUCCAGAAUCAACAUCUAAACUAUCUGAAUUCCUCUACAACCCUGAAAACAGAUGGGAUAAAUCAUUGAAAGUGUACAGUCUGGUACACAGGAUUGAUUUGGUAAUUUGUUACUUAACAUUGGACUUUUACUCUAGUAGUGUGGAUUUUCCUCCAUUUUCAAAUUACAUCUGUGGUCAUAACCAUGCUUGUGGCUAUGUAUGUUCUCCUCUGCAAGAGAACCCAGCACAUUCCAAACUAGUGAUGUUGGUCCAGACAAUAAUUGAAGAAAUCAUGCCUUCCAAUUUAGUAAGCUUCAUCCUCAAUGCAAAAGAUGGAAUAAAGACACACAAAGCUGCAUCAGGACAAGGAUGGUAUCAUAAAGGUCAUUAAUCAUUCCUAAAGAGGAAAUGAACCCAUUUAACAUGAGGCCAUAUAAAAUCAUGUGGGGCAGGUAUUACAGUUUACUUAGAAGUCAAUAUGCAUAAAUACUGUUAUUUAUGCUUGCCUUCUCAGCUCACUUCCAUUUGAUCAAAUUUCCCCUUCAGCAUCUCAAGAAUACUGUCUAAACUAUUCUAGACAGUAUUCUUGUACAAAUUACUGGAGGUACUUUGUGAAAAUAAGAACACAUAGUUGUACAAGAGAACAGCAUUAAAUAAUUUUUAAUCCCAUAUAAAAAUGAUUUUAAAUAACAUGUGUUCUUAAUGUACUUCUAUCUUGUGCUUUUUUCCCCUAGAAAUGUUCUGCAGAAGAAUCAAUAAGAAAAUAUAUACAGUUAGAGGUCAGCAUUAAUUAAAGAUUAAAAAUAUAUUUUAAAUUGUUUUUCUUUCACUUACUGUUUAAACUGAUAAUUAUAGGAAAUGAACAUAAAAACUGAAAAGAAUUCUACUAGAAUAGAUGAUGAAUAAAAUCUGGAAUUUAAAAUCGAAUGAGGCAUGAAUCAGUUUCUGGUUCUUUCCAAGAUGUAGUUUCCCAUUCCUCCCAAGUCCUUCCUUUUAAAGUAAAAGACCCUGCACAUAACAUGACAAGCAAGUAUAGGAAGACAAGCAUAGGUGGAAAGGAGGUGGCAAACUGGCCUUGGGGAGCUUGGAACUUAAGGACUAACCCAGUAGGGAGUUCUCCACGUUUCCUUAUUACCUCCCGUGUAUUCCAGACAGGGCACUGCAGAGGCCUCCAUCCUGGAACCACCAACAGGCAGGAACAACACAAAACUUCAAGAAAAGGUCUAUUCCUCUCAGCCAUCAGAGUGGCUAUGAGCAAAAGGGUGGCCUAACAGAACAAAACUCUUUUGACAACGCCCACCUAUACCAGCCAAACAUCAACCUAAAAACUGCACCCACCUCACCCCGUGGUUUCAGUCGAGCAAAGUGGAGAGAUGAUCUUUCAUCCCACAGCAGCAGGUGGUGGUAUCCGACACCCCCACCCUGUGGUGUCAGCAGGGUUGAGCAGGGGGCUGAUCUUCCAUCUUCUCCCUGGCAAAGCACACAGCGUUCUGAUUACCCUCCCAGGUGGCGUAGACUUCUCAAGCAGGGAGCUGAUUUUCAAUCUUCCUCCCAGCAGAAGCAGGUAGUGGUGCUUUGCUAUCCCUGCUGGGGUGCUGUCAGGAGAGUCUAGUGGCAAAGUGAGCUUCUACCCCCACCUGGCAGCAGCAAGACUUCACCAGCUUGUGCAUGGAAGGGCUGGUCACUACUCAGCUUCACAGUCCACCCCCGGCCCCCAGUGUUCCCAAGGUCCAGCAGGAUGCUCAGCCCCUACCCCCACCCAGCAUCAAUGGCUUCCCCCUGCAGAGUGAAGAAUGGUGUUCCCCAAAAGAUAUGUCCUUGUGAAAUCCAUGAAAACUUGAAUGUGACCUUAUUUGGAAAAAGGAUCUUUGCUGAUGUUAUUAACGGCCUGAAUUAAAAAUAAGAAAUAAAAAAAUAAAUCAUCCUGGAUUUCUGGGUGGGCCAUAAAUCUAAUCACAACUAUCUUAUGAGAUGCACAGAGGAAAGAUGUGAAGAGGCAGAAAAGAGAAGCAGAGGCUGGAGCUUUGCAGCCACAAGUCAAGAACACCUAGAGUCACCAGAAGCCACAAGAGGCAAGGAAGGAAUUUCCCCCGCAGCCUUCAGAGGGAGUGUGGCCCUACUGACAGUUGGAUUUCAGACUUCUGGUUUCCCGAACUGUGAGAUAAAUUCUUGUUUUUUUUUAAGCCCCCCAUAUUUGUGGUGAUUUGUCAUAGUAGCCAUAGGAAACUAAUACACUUUGAUAUCAACAGGGCUCAGCAGGGAUCUGGGCCUCCACUGCCCCCUGGCAUGAACAGGGUGAAACAAGGUGGUAGGACGUGGGACUCGCCAGCACCGUACUUUCCCAUCCCCUCUCCCGGUGUCAGCAGGACCCAGUGGGGAGCUGAGGCGGCAAGUGCACGCAGCAGCGAAAAGGCUGAGCAAAUCAGUGCCCACUUUCCCCAGGAAGAGGAGCUGAGCUGCAGUGAGUCAGUCAGUGCUCCACUUUUGCCAGGGUGGUGAAGGCAGGGCUCAGGGAAGCUGAACAUACACAGCCUCCCAACUCUCCCGCUACACCUCAGCUAGGGGGCUACCCGCGAAGACUGAAGAUUAAACAAAACCCCGAGUCCUUCAGAAAGGGAAGAACAUCAGAAUGGGUCAAAAUACAGGUGAAAAUGUAUCUACUUAUCCUCAUGAGUAUAUUGAAUCCUAUUUGAUGGUUGACAGGUACAAAAGCAAUUCCAUGGAGGAAGGACGGCUUUUCAGCAGAUAGUGGUAGAGCAACUGACAUCCAAAGGCCUUGACCUAAUUUUGCACUUUAUACAAAAAUUAACAUAGAGCAUGGACUAAAAUAUAAAACAUAAAACUAUAAAACUUUUAAGAGAAAAAUUUCAGAACCUACAACUUAGGCAAAGAGUUCUUAUACUGGACACCAAAACUAUGAUCCAUAUGUGGAAAAAAUGAGAAAUUGAUUUUCAUCAAAAUUAAAAAUAUAUGCUCUGGGAAAGAUCCUGUGAAGAAAAUGACGAGAGUUACAGACUGGGAGAAAAUACCUGAAAGACAUUUCUGGUAAAGGAAUUCAGGUAAAAAAAUCUUUCAAAACUCAACAGCAUUAAAAAAAUGGCAAAAGACAUGGACAUUUCACUGAAGAAGAUAUUUAGAAAGCAAGUAAGUUUCUGAAAAGAGUAAAUGCAAAUAACAACCACACUGAGGAAUCAGCACACACUUAUCCAAAGGCUAACAUUUUUUAAAAAUUAGUUAUUAGAUCAAAUGUUAGGGAGGAUGUGGAGAAACCGGGUUCUUCAUACACUACCAAGUGGAAACGUAAAGUGGUCCGGCCACUGUGAGAGAGGAUAGCAGCGUCUUACAAAAUAAAACAUGCUCACUCUGUGACCCAGUGAUGGCACUUUAUCCCACUGAAAUGGAAAUGUUCACAUAAAAACCUGCGCAGAAAUAUUCAUAGCGGCUUUAUUCUAAAUAGCCCCAAAGUGGCGACUACCCAGGUAGCCCUUAAUGGAUGAAUAAACUGUGGUGAUCCAUACAUGGAACACCACUAAGUAAUACAAAGGAACAAACCACUGCUACACACAACAUGGAUGGUCUUAAGGGAAUACUGCUGAGUAAAAAAAGGCCAUCUCAAAGGGUUAGUCUAUUAUUCCAUUUAUAUAACAUUCUUGAAGAGACAAAAUGAUAGACAUGGAAAACAGAAUUAGUGGGUUACUGGGAAUAAUGGGACUGGGGCAAGAAGGGAGGUGUUGUGGCCUUGAAAGGGUAGCAGGAGGGAUCCUUGUGAUUAACCUGUUCUGUGUGUUGACUGUGGUGGUGGUCACGGGAAUUUGUCAUAUGUGACAAAACUGCAUAUAAUGACCCACACAUGUAAAUGUCUGCAUUAAAACUAGUGAUAUCUGAAUAAACUAAGUGGAUUGUAUCAGUGUAGAUUUCCUGGUUGUGACCUUGUACUAUAGUUAUACAAGAUAGUACCUUUGGGAGAAACUGGGUAAAGGGUAUAUGGCAUCUUUCUUAUAAUUUGCAUGUA